UUUCAUUCUCAAUGGAGGAUGAUGAGCUGCUGCUGUUGUUCCAUGGUAGCCGCCGGCAGAGGAAAAGACCCGUGCUGCUUCAUCCUCUGUUAAUGGUGAUGCUGCUGUUCCUCUUUUCUCCGUUUGUUCACCCACUCACUGAAGAAGGACAAGCAUUGAUGUCAAUCAAGGCUUCCUUCAACAAUAUGGCAGAUGUUCUGCAUGAUUGGGACGAUGUCCACAACGAAGACUUCUGCUCAUGGCGUGGCAUCUUCUGUGACAAUUCUAGCUUCACUGUGAUUUCUCUGAACUUGUCGAGCUUGUUACUGGGCGGGGAAAUAUCACCAGCCAUUGGUGAUUUAAGAAACUUGCAAUCCCUAGACCUGCAGGGGAACAAAUUAUCCGGUCAAAUACCAGAUGAAAUUGGGAACUGUGCUGAUCUUACCCAUCUGGAUUUGUCUGACAAUCAGCUAUAUGGUGAUAUACCUUUCUCCAUAUCAAAGCUGAAGCAGCUUGAGUUUUUGAAUUUGAAGAGGAAUCAGUUGACUGGUCCCAUCCCCACAACUUUAUCCCAAAUCCCAAACCUGAAAACCCUCGAUCUUGCACAAAACAAGCUCAUUGGAGAGAUACCUAGACUACUCUAUUGGAAUGAAGUCUUGCAGUACCUUGGAUUGCGAGGGAACAUGUUGACUGGAACUUUGUCCCCUGAUAUCUGUCAAUUAACUGGUCUGUGGUACUUUGAUGUAAGAGGCAAUAACUUGACUGGAACUAUACCUGACAGCAUUGGGAACUGUACAAGUUUUGAAAUCUUGGACAUCUCAUAUAAUCAGAUUUCUGGAGAGAUUCCCUAUAAUAUUGGAUUUCUUCAAGUGGCUACAUUGUCACUUCAAGGAAAUAGACUAACUGGGAAGAUUCCAGAAGUAAUUGGUUUAAUGCAAGCCCUAGCAAUUCUGGAUUUGAGUGAGAAUGAAUUAGUAGGCCCUAUCCCUCCAAUACUAGGCAAUUUGUCCUUCACUGGCAAGCUGUAUCUUCAUGGAAACAAGCUUACUGGUCCAAUACCUGCAGAACUUGGCAACAUGUCGAAAUUGAGCUACUUGCAACUAAAUGACAAUCAACUGGUGGGUAGAAUUCCUAAUGAGAUUGGAAAACUUGAACACCUUUUUGAACUGAAUCUUGCCAACAACCAUCUUGUAGGGUCUAUUCCGCAUAAUAUAAGCUCUUGUACUGCAUUGAAUCAGUUUAAUGUUCAUGGAAAUCAGUUAAGCGGCUCCAUCCCACUUAGCUUCCGCAGCCUUGAGAGUUUGACCUACCUCAAUCUCUCUGCUAACAAUUUCAAAGGGAGCAUUCCUACCGAGCUGGGACACAUCAUAAAUCUUGAUACUCUGGAUCUGUCUAGCAAUUAUUUUUCUGGGCAUGUACCAGCAUCUGUGGGUUAUCUAGAGCACCUUUUGACACUGAACCUGAGUCAUAAUCAACUUUAUGGACCCUUGCCUGGCGAAUUUGGCAAUCUAAGAAGCAUACAAAUCAUUGAUAUGUCCUCCAACAAUUUGUCGGGUAGCAUUCCCCCAGAGUUUGGCCAACUGCAGAACCUUAUGUCUCUGAUUUUGAAUAACAACAACUUGCAUGGGAAGAUUCCUGAUCAGCUUAGUAAUUGUUUCAGUCUUACCUCUUUGAACUUAUCCUAUAAUAACUUUUCUGGAGUUAUUCCUGCUAUGAAGAACUUUUCACGGUUUUCAGCUGAAAGCUUCCUUGGAAAUCCUUUAUUAUGUGGGGAUUGGCUAGGAUCAAUAUGUCGUCCUCAUAUUGCAAAAUCCAGAGUGUUUGUAUCAAGAAUUGCAGUUAUAUGUCUUGCUCUGGGUUUAAUCACAUUGUUGGCCAUGGUAACUGUUGCUAUCCGUAAAUCAAGCCAAUCGAAGCAAUUGGUGAAAGGUUCCGGCAGAAUUGGUCAAGGUAUGGUGAACUUCAUAAAUGACAUGUUAGUAACUUUGUUGUCCUUAAUUCUUCUUACUUGUUUGUUUUUCCAAUAUUACUUAUCAGGGCCACCGAAACUUGUUAUUCUUCAUAUGGAUAUGGCUAUCCACACCUUAGAUGAUAUAAUGAGAAGUACGGAGAAUCUCAGUGAGAAAUAUGCUAUAGGGUACGGUGCUUCUAGUACUGUAUACAAGUGUGCUUUGAAGAAUUCCCGACCAAUUGCAGUUAAGCGAUUGUACAACCAGCAUCCACAUAACCUGCAGGAGUUUGAGACAGAACUUGAAACAAUUGGCAGCAUUAGGCACAGGAAUCUUGUCACGUUGCAUGGUUAUGCACUAACACCCUAUGGGAAUCUCCUGUUCUAUGAUUAUAUGGCCAAUGGCUCUUUGUGGGAUCUUCUUCAUGGUCCACUGAAGGUGAAACUUGAUUGGGAGACACGCUUGAGAAUUGCAGUUGGAGCUGCCGAAGGCCUUGCGUAUCUCCAUCAUGACUGCAACCCUCGAAUUGUUCACAGGGACAUUAAGUCUUCGAACAUCCUACUUGAUGAGAACUUUGAGGCACACCUUUCUGACUUCGGAACUGCCAAAUCCAUCUCAAGUGCAAGAACACACACCUCAACCUAUGUUCUUGGAACAAUAGGCUAUAUUGACCCUGAAUAUGCCCGGACAUCAAGGCUUAAUGAAAAAUCAGAUGUUUAUAGCUUUGGCAUUGUUCUACUUGAGUUGCUUACUGGAAAGAAAGCAGUGGAUAACGAGUCUAACUUGCAUCAACUGAUAUUGUCCAAAGCAGAUAACAACACUGUAAUGGAGGCUGUCGAUCCUGAGGUUUCCGUUACCUGCAUUGAUUUGGCUCAUGUCAAGAAGACCUUUCAGCUUGCACUGCUUUGCACGAAACGAAACCCUUCCGAAAGGCCUACUAUGCACGAAGUUGCCAGGGUUCUGGUCUCAUUACUCCCAGCCCCUCCAAGCAAGAUGCGCUCCGGCCCUGCCAAGAAUGUGGACUAUGCACAGUUCUUGAUUGGGAAGGGACAACAGCAAUCAAAAGUGGAAGGGCUUCAACUGCAGCAGGAUAACAAUUCAUCUAAUGCUCAAUGGUUUGUGCGCUUUGGGGAUGCAAUUUCCAAGAACACUCUCUAGACUCUUCGUAGCUAUGUAUUCACAGUUCUUGACAGACAAAAGUUGGUGAAUUGUGGUUGAAAGAAAACCUUAGCUUUUUGGGGGGUUUAGAUAUCUGUUUAUAAACCUUAACAAAUAGAUAUUGACCAUAUGGAUUACUAUUUAAAAACUAUAUCUUUGAGAAGAAUUUUCUUUAGGUCAUACAGUAGUUGAGCAUGUAAAUUUAUAGCUCGCACCUUUUGAAUGCUUUGAAAAUCCUAAGGUUUGUUUGAAGUAACGUUAACUGUGAAUUGAUGUUCUAUCCUGUAGGCAGAAAUAUAUCUUUUAAUGGCUAAUUGUGUUCU
Molecule: messenger RNA, 3409 nt
Organism: Arachis stenosperma
Lineage: Eukaryota; Viridiplantae; Streptophyta; Magnoliopsida; Fabales; Fabaceae
Product: LRR receptor-like serine/threonine-protein kinase ERL1
Exons: 26
Coding region: 12-3086 (1024 amino acids)
Biological process (GO): protein phosphorylation
Cellular component (GO): plasma membrane
Molecular function (GO): receptor serine/threonine kinase binding; ATP binding; protein kinase activity
Source: RefSeq, a predicted model, not a curated record